AUGGGUGUCUCCACGCUUCAGGAGCUCCAUGACAUCAUCAUCGACACCAUCAAGAACAUCACACGAGGCGACUGGAAAGUCCUGGUACUCGACGAAGACUCCAAGAAGGUUAUAGACAAUGUCGUCAAAGAAGAUGACAUUCUCAACAAUAACAUCGCCAACAUCGAGCGCAUCGAACAAAAGCGAGAUAUGAACCCGGAGAUGGAUGCCAUCUACAUCUUGUCGCCCAAAGAAAACAUUGCCGAGAUCCUGGUGAACGACAUCGAGAGACGAAGAUACAAGCAGUCGUUUUUGGUAUGGACCGGCGUUCUGGAACCUCGAGUCCGACACUUGAUCGAUGGCUGCCCGGGCGCCAAACAAAGCAUCGCUGGCUUCGAGACCCUGUCGAUUGAUUUCUUCCCCCGCGAGUCGCACCUCGUCACCUUCAGAGACCCUUGGAGUUUCCCGAUUUUGUUCCACCCCGGCUGCAACAACCUCGUUGCACGUCACAUGAAGAUACUAGCCCAAAAGAUCACUGGGAUUUGCGUUACGUUGGGCGAGUACCCAAAGGUUCGCUACUACAGACCUAAAGCCCCGCUGCACGAGGCCGCCGUGCUUUGCUCUCACCUAGCCCGAUUCGUCCAAGAAGAAUUGGACGAAUAUGCGCAAUGGAACCAGAAUUUCCCGCCGCAAACAUCGAGACCGACAGGAACGCUCAUUAUUACCGACAGAUCGAUGGACUUGAUGGCGCCUCUGGUGCACGAGUUCACCUACCAAGCAAUGGCACAUGAUCUACUAAAUAUCAAGGAAGGCGACAAGAUCACAUAUCACAUGGUUACAAACGAAGGAACUGAAGGGGCUGGGGGAAAGGACAUGGAAUUGUCUGAUAAAGACUCCGUUUGGGUCGACAACCGACACCGCCACAUGAAGGACACCAUCGACAAGCUCAUGGGUGAUUUCAAAAAGUUCCUGGACGCGAACCCCCACUUUGUGAACGAGGAGCAGGACACGACGAGCUUGAACGCCAUUAGGGACAUGUUGGCUGGGUUGCCGCAAUUCCAAGAGAUGAAGGAGGCCUACUCACUUCAUCUGAACAUGGCGCAAGAAGCCAUGAACAUUUUCCAGCACCACAAGCUGCCAGAUAUUGCGUCCGUCGAACAAAGUCUUGCAACAGGCUUGGACGAGGAUUUUAAGAAGCCGAAGAACGUCCUGGAUCAAGUCGUAAGGCUGCUCGACGACGAGGCCGUCACACCCAGCGAUCGGUUGCGCCUCAUUAUGAUGUACGUGAUGUACCGAGACGGAGUUAUUAUGGAGGAUAUCAAUCGACUGUUGGCGCACUCAGGGCUGCCUCAGAGGGACGGCGAGGUGGUGGUCAACCUCGAAAUGCUCGGCGCCCGCCCUGUGCACGGUCUGAAAGACACCCGACCGCCGCCGCCGCCUCUAUUCCCGAAGAACACGAAGCCCGCCGACGUGAGCGAGGAGUACUCACUAUCCCGGUUCGAAACAGCCAUGCAGACGAUGCUAGAAGAGCUUUGCAGAGGCACCCUAGACCAGACCACGUUCCCGUACGUGAAGCCGCCGUUGGACCCCAACGAGGAUCUCUUGGCCUCGCAGCAGGGUUCUCUCCGCGCAGGCAGGCCGAACUGGGCCUCGUCGGGACGUCGGCCACCUGAAAACAGACAGCGCUUCCUCGUCUUCAUGGCCGGCGGUGCGACGUUCAGCGAGAGCCGAGCGUGCUACGAAGUCUCGGCCCGCCAGAGCAAGGACAUCUUCCUGGCGACAAGCCACAUGCUCACACCGCAACUCUUCGUCCGCCAGGUCGGCGACCUCACCAAGGACAAGCGCGGCUUGGAUAUCCCCAUGGAACGCCCGACGCCCCGCGCUCCCGCAUGGGUCUACGAGCGUCCAGCACCCCCGCCGAACCCCAUGGCUAACCGCCCUGGAGGUGGGAUGGCACCGCCGCAACAACCAGGCUUGCCGGGCGGUCGCAGGCCACCUCCGGCCGGCGGUCUUCCGUCGCGUCCCGUCGCGCCGCCGACGGCCCAGAUGAGCCAGAUGAACCUCGGCGCGCCCUCACCCGUGUCGAACGGGGCGUCGCCCGCCCCGUCAGACGGGGGCAAGCCACACAAGGGAGAGAAGGAGAAGAAGAAGCGCAACUUUUUGGGUAUGAAGAAGAGCCACAAGGAUAAGGGCUAA
Colletotrichum karsti is the source of this 2175-nucleotide messenger RNA. Its product is annotated as Sec1 family protein. Gene Ontology annotation, biological process: intracellular protein transport; vesicle-mediated transport. Gene Ontology annotation, cellular component: plasma membrane; secretory granule. Bases 1 to 2175 code for a protein of 724 amino acids. Lineage: Eukaryota; Fungi; Ascomycota; Sordariomycetes; Glomerellales; Glomerellaceae. The transcript is spliced from 5 exons. Gene Ontology annotation, molecular function: syntaxin binding. The record is from RefSeq and is a predicted model, not a curated record.